UGGGAUGCUGUAGGAUUAGAUGGGAUCUGCACAAUUGGCACAGCAGAUAAAAUAUCACAUUGGCAUCACUGUAGAUCCCGUCGAAAAUGUCAUCUUCUCCUAUCUUUAGACAAGUCACCUGCGAGGACAUGUCAGCAAAUGGGCUUUUAGCUGAUCAGAGCCCAUGGAAAAUCCACAGCAAGCCAUAAUGGGCCGACAGAUGGGGCCUUCCCAAUGAGAGACAGUCAACCACAACCCUGCACAUUUAGCGUCUAUAUUGUCUACCACUUUGUAGUGGCCUGAUACUGUCCUUGUCCGAAGCUGCAACUCCUUUUCUUCCUCCCAGCGCCCUGUUGUCUGAUGACCAGGGGAACUUGUUUCCACUCCCCUUCAUGGACUGCUGUUUGAUAGGAAAAGUUUUCUAUGACUUUCUUUUCUCUCUUUAGCUGAAUCUUAAAGCGUCUCUAUCUGGCUCUUUCUGAUCUCCAUUUUUGGGGCAAUGCUUGGAAAGGGCGUUGGUUCGGAGCGUACAUCAUCUCCUCUUCUUUUUAGCAGUGACGUGAAAAGGCAAUAAAAGAGGAAAGAAGAAGAAAGCAGCGAAGGGGAGAGGCAAUAAAAGAGUGAAGCCCGUGGUGGCACAUGGACAUGAGUUUAGUCAAAAUAAUGUUCUUUUGAGAGACGUCUGCUUCCUUGCUCUUCUUCCCCUUCUCUCCAUAUAUGUAGUCUUUUGGGAAGAGACAGAGGCGCCGUGGCUCAUCCUUCAAAGACCAUCUUCUUUAUGUGCCGUUUGACCUCCGUUCGCCCCAACACCAAGCCCUAGAUCUCUCUCUCUCUCUCUCUCUCUCUCCAUCUCUCUUUGUCUCUCUGUCGCUUCGAAAGAGGUUGAAGACCCAUACAACAGAAAUCGCAGAGGGUCCCUCUUCUCUCGAGCCGUAGGCACGGGUCGGGUGACAGGAAAAAGGCACAGAAGAAAGGCCGACUCUCUUUUAUGGAGGCGAGGAAGCAGGAGGUGGAGGACGACGAAGAUAAGGGGAGAUGGGGAGCGACGACCCAUCUGGAAAAUAUGGCGGCGGCUACCACCACCAACGACGACGGGGACGCAUUAAGUGGAAGGUCCCGCAGCUUGGUCGUUCACCCCAAGCCGGAGCCUGACUCUAUGGGGGACGAGGGCGGAGAGGAUGAGGAGCGGAAAAUGUAUCAGGAGGCGGCGCUGGUGCCGGCGAAGAGGCCGGGAAGGCGGGGGCCCAGCCGGGACCGGCACACCAAGGUGGAGGGCAGGGGCCGUCGGAUCAGGAUGCCGGCCACGUGUGCGGCCAGGAUCUUCCAGCUCACCAGGGAGCUGGGUCACAAGUCCGACGGCGAGACAAUCCGCUGGCUCCUGGAGCACGCAGAGCCGGCCAUUAUCGCCGCCACCGGCACGGGAACCGUUCCGGCCAUCGCCGUCACGGUGGAUGGUACCCUCAGGAUUCCCACCGAGCGCCCCUCCUCCUCGACCCCCGCCCUCCCGUCGCCCUCCUCGGGAGACUCCAACAAGCGGCGGCGAAAGACAACGCCCGCUACCACCGCCGCCGGCACGGACACCACUACCACCACGACCGCCGGCGCCUCCAGUGCCACCACCAACGGUCACCAGCCCCUGGUCGUUCCGCUCUGCUCCUCGAUGAUGUCGCACAGCAUCUGCGGGCCCGUGUGGGCCGUCGGCGGGGAGAGGGUCCUGCCCAACGCCGUAGCCGGAACCGUCUGGAUGGUCCCUGUCGGCGCCCACGCGCCACCGUCCUCCGUCCCGCCGGGACAGCAGCUCUGGACCUUCCCGGCCCCGCCCGUCCCCUCCCUCGUGAACAUGCCCGGCCGCCCCAUCUCCGGCCUGUUCUCCGCUGCGGCCAACGGCCUCCUGAUGCCCCACCUCAACCUCGCCGCGACCAUCGACCCCUCCAUCUCGCCGCCGCCGCCUCCUCCUCAUUCAGCGUCCCCGCCCUCAGUUGCGGAAGAUUCCGGGGAUGGCGCAAAGGCGGAGCUCCACCAAUUCAUGGGAGAGCAGCAGGACGGGCGCAGCAACGACGGCCACGAGCCUUCCGAAACUGCCCUCCGGGAAUAGACCUUAUUUCUUUCUUCCCUCUGUAACCUAACCUCUCGUGUAAACAAAGAAAAAGAAAGGCCUUUUAAGCUAUUAACCAGAAAAAAGGUGGAAAUUCCCGAAAUAAAGGCUUCUUCUCCUUUCUCUCUU
Molecule: messenger RNA, 2203 nt
Organism: Nymphaea colorata (pocket water lily)
Lineage: Eukaryota; Viridiplantae; Streptophyta; Magnoliopsida; Nymphaeales; Nymphaeaceae
Product: transcription factor TCP19-like
Exons: 1
Coding region: 968-2074 (368 amino acids)
Cellular component (GO): nucleus
Molecular function (GO): sequence-specific DNA binding; DNA-binding transcription factor activity
Source: RefSeq, a predicted model, not a curated record